Humulus lupulus (European hop) is the source of this 1534-nucleotide messenger RNA. RefSeq lists its product as uncharacterized. The record is from RefSeq and is a predicted model, not a curated record. NCBI's taxonomy places the organism in Eukaryota, Viridiplantae, Streptophyta, Magnoliopsida, Rosales, Cannabaceae. Gene Ontology annotation, molecular function: zinc ion binding; nucleic acid binding. The coding region runs from base 204 to 1517 and encodes 437 amino acids. The transcript has a single exon.
CAGUUCGCACUCACCCCGUCCCUCUUGAACCUGAUUUUGACGAUGAUGUCGAUCCGCCCUUUGUUGUGGGUACUCGUGAUAAUGUUCGUCCUAAUCCUCACCAUGAUUUUAAAAUGAAAAUCGAUAUCCCUUAGUUUGAUGGUCAUUUACAUAUUGAGGAUUUCUUGGAUUGGCUUUCUACUGUGGAGAAUUUUUUUGAGUGUAUGGGUGUUGAUGAUGUCCAUCAAGUCCAACUUGUUUCUUAUAAAUUAAAAGGGGGUGCUGGAGCUUGGUGGGAUCAGUUGCAAAAUCACCGCCGUCGUUCCGGUCGACAACCCAUCUGUUCUUGGCCCCACAUGCGUCAAUUACUCCGUGCUCGUUUUUUGCCCCCUGAUUAUGAGCAGAUUUUUUAUCAACAAUAUCAACAGUGUCGUCAACAGAAUCGUUCUGUCGCUGAUUAUGCUUCUGAAUUUUAUCGUCUCAAUGCCCGCACUGAUCUCAUUGAAACUGAACAUCAGCAAGUAGCUCGAUUCUUGGGUGGUUUACGUGAUCAAAUCCAAGCUACCUUAUCCUUGCACUCCAUCUGGUCAUUGGCCGACGCUGUCAACCUUACAACUAAAGUUGAAUCCCAACUUUCCCAUAGUUGGGGUCGUUCGUUUGUGCCUCGCAAAGCGCCUACCAAUCCCACACCGCUCCCAGGUUCUGACCCUCUGCCUUCCCAACCCAGCACUUCCAAUGCGGUUGCUCCGCCACAUUCCCCUGUUGUUAAACCAUCUUAUCCUCGACCACCUAAUCCAUAUCCUCGUCCUACUACUGAUCGAUGUUAUCAUUGUUUCAAGCCGGGUCACCGUUCUAAUGAUUGUCCUAAACGUCGAACUACUUUCUUGUGUACUGAUGAGCCUGAAGCUUUUGGUGACCUUAAUGCUUCUGUGAGCACUGAUGGUGAUGAAUAUUUUGAUGCUGACUUUCUUCCUGGGGAUGAGGGUGAUCCCGUUGUGUGUAUUUUGGAGAAACUUUUGCUGGCCCCUCACCAACCUUCCCCUAGUCAACGUAACUCUUUAUUUCGCACGAGGUGCACUGUCAACACCAAGGUAUGUGAUGUGGUUAUUGAUAGUGGCAGCACGGAGAAUGUUGUCUCGAAGGCUCUUGUCAAAACCUUGGGUUUACCAACGUCCCCGCAUCCGCGCCCUUACAAGAUUGGCUGGAUAAAGCGUGGCAUUGAAUCCAAAGUCACUGAGUUGUGUCGUUUUUCCUUUUCUAUUGGGAAAUCUUAUCAAGAUGAGAUCUCAUGUGAUAUUGUUGAAAUGGAUGCUUGUCAUAUUCUCUUGGGUCACCCGUGGCUUUUUGACAGGGAUGUUACUCAUAAAGGACGUGAUAACACUUAUUUUUUCAAUGGAAAGGCCGCAAGGUUGUGUUGCUUCCUUACCUUCCCACUUCGGCACUUCCAGUCUCUCCUCCAACUGUUGAUGCCUUACUCACGACUAAUGUUUCUGACUUUUGUCUCUCUAUUAAGCAAUGCUCUUGUGUGGUUGCUUUGAUCAUGAAAGACUCCGCU